UUACACCUUAGUAACAGUGUUACUCAAAUUAUAAGUAAAAAUGUAAACAAAUCUUAGGAAACGAUUUCCAGCGAUGGUGUGGUCCCCUGCUUUGUUCUUUCAACUUACUGCUGUCCAUCGCCCAUGCUCCACUACUGGCAUUUGGAUAAAAUUAUGGUUACCGCAUCUCGGCUGCAAAAAAUCUGAAAAAGUACGAAACUACUUUUAGGAUUUUUGCAGCCUAAAUAUGGACACUCCAGCUAUUAUAUGACCAUGCUUGCUAUUUAAAGGUCAACGUUUGUGGGCCGACAGAAAGGUUCGGUGACAUUAUCACCUGCUAUUACUACAACCGACCAGCCAUGAAUACUGAGUGCUACUCGUUCUGCUCCCCCCGCAGGAAGCUCGGGCUACUCGGGCAGCAGAUGUGACGCUUUCAGUUUUUAAUCUAUGAAUUAUCAGAUAUCGAGCUACUGUAUAAUAUCAUGAUGCUCCUUGGGGCUUAGAGCGAUGGCCGAGAGCCUUCCAGUCUUCCGAGACGAUCCACCUUCGGAGCCAACGGGAGUGGGGACCAGAAGCUGCAGCGCCUCCCCAAGCGGAAGAAGGCCGAGCUCUUCCCCCAGAUCACCGAAGGUAUCCCACAGCCCGGCCCUCCUCAGGUUUCCUUCCAGGGGAAAGCCCUGGAAGGAGAUAGCCGAGGAACCGCCCCGGAAGCAGCUGGGCUACUCCCGCCGCCCUUUGUUGGGGGCCACAGAGACCAGACCUCAAAAACAAUUCAGAGGCGUCUUCGCACUCAGGACCUUCCGGCCAUUUGAACGAGCGCUCUCGCUGGUUUUAGCCUCCCCAAGAUUGCCGCGACCGUCGCCUUGAGGGCCGGAGCGCGAAGGCGGCGCUUGAGUCACCCUGACGCUAAUGAUUGACAGCUAGGCCCGCCUUUGCGCGAGGAGGAGGAGGAGGAGUGGGGGAGGGAGCGGCUCGCGCUGGCCGGUGCCGCUGUAGCCUCGUUAGGGCUGGAUGGAUCUGUUCGGGGACCUUCCGGAGCCAACUCCUCCGGCAGUAGCAGCAGUAGAGAAAGAGGGACAGAAAGGAUCUCUGCUUUUUGAUGAUCUUCCUCCAAUCAGCAACAGUGAUUUGGGAGCAGGAGGCUCUUUGCUAUUUGAUGACCUCCCACCUGCCAGCAGUGGCAACUCAGCUUCUCAUCCCACUGAGCAAGUUUCUCUUCCUGUGAGCUAUGGGAAGGGAGAGAAGAGGAAGUCCAUUGAAGGAGAGAAGAAUGGGAGUGAAGAACUUGUGGAAAAGAAAGUUUGUAAAGAUUCUGCAGGUAUUCUUGGUUUGAAAGGUUACGUAGCAGAGAGGAAAGGUGAGCGAGAAGAGAUGCAAGAUGCCCAUGUUAUUUUGAAUGAUAUCACAGAAGAGUGCAGUCCAUUGUGCUCUCAAAUAAUUCGUGUCUCAUAUUUUGCUGUUUUCGAUGGCCAUGGAGGAGUUAGAGCUUCAACCUAUGCUGCACAGAAUCUGCAUCAAAACCUAAUCAGAAAAUUUCCUAAAGGAGAGGUACACAGUGUGGAGAAAGCAAUAAGGAGAUGCAUUUUGGAUACUUUUAAACACACAGAUGAGGAAUUUCUCAAACAGGCUUCCAGCCAGAAACCUGCUUGGAAAGACGGUUCCACGGCAACCUGUGUGCUGGUGAUUGAUAAUACUCUGUACAUUGCCAACCUUGGUGACAGUAGAGCAAUUCUUUGUCGUUACAAUGAAGAGACUCAGAAGCACACAGCUUUGAGUCUUAGCAAAGAACAUAACCCAACUCAGUAUGAUGAGCGGAUGAGGAUCCAAAAGGCUGGAGGCAAUGUCAGGGAAGGACGUGUUUUGGGUGUCCUGGAGGUCUCACGCUCCAUUGGGGAUGGACAAUACAAGCGAUUUGGAGUUAUCUCUGUGCCAGAUGUCAAACGCUGUCAACUUACACACAAUGACAGAUUUAUCCUAUUGGCCUGUGAUGGUCUCUUUAAAGUCUUUUCACCAGAAGAAGCUGUGAACUUCAUCAUGUGUUGUUUGGAGGACAAAGCUAUUCCCCCAAGAGAAGCCAAAUCUUCCGCUGAUACAAAGUAUGAAGCAGCCUGCAACAGGCUGGCCAACAAAGCAGUGCAGCGAGGAUCGGCAGAUAAUGUCACUGUGAUGGUGGUCCGGAUUGAACAGUAAUGGGACGAAUAUAUGCAAGGAAGAUCCAUAACAGCAUGCAGCAAAUUUAAUAGAACACAAUAGUGUGUUUGUGAAAUGUGCGCGUGUGUAGAAUUUUAUGGAUUUUCCCCCAGAUGCUUAUUUGUAAAUAAAAGGGUUUUUUUAUA
Messenger RNA from Pseudonaja textilis, 2315 nucleotides. It is a transcript of the gene ILKAP, whose product is annotated as ILK associated serine/threonine phosphatase. Gene Ontology annotation, biological process: protein dephosphorylation. Gene Ontology annotation, molecular function: protein serine/threonine phosphatase activity; cation binding. The record is from RefSeq and is a predicted model, not a curated record. Lineage: Eukaryota; Metazoa; Chordata; Lepidosauria; Squamata; Elapidae.